UCAGCUGUAUAUAGGAUUUGUGUCAAGUCUUAUCGUAACUUAAGAUAAUGAAGUGGAGAAGACUUAUCCAGACACGCUUUCGUCAGAUCAUCAUCGAAAGUCAAAAUGAAGGGUUGUUUAGCUCUUCUUUGUCUCUUACCAGCAUGUCUGUCGGCUCCACUAUCUGAUGGAACAUUUGACCCGAAUGCUCUAAACAAGGACUUUGGUACUGGUGGUUUCGCGGCCGGCAGUGGUGGAUUCGGAUCUGGCACAGGUGGUAGUUUUAAUCCAAACGCUUUGAACCAGAACUUUGGAGGAGCUGGAUUCGGCUCCAUGUCAACAUUUGCCGGCUCCAUGACCACAUUUGCUGCAUCGACUGUUGCUCCAUCUGGGACAACUGAAACAUUCGAUCCUAAUAAAGUAAACAAUUUCGGAAGCGGAACUGGAUUUGGAGGAAGUGGUUUCGGUACAGGAAGUGGAAGUGGAACAGGAGGUUUUGGUUCCGGAACUGGUUUUGGUAGUGGUGGAAGUGGAACUGGAACCUUUGACCCGAAUAAACUUAAUGGUGGUACCGGAAGUGGGACCUUUGAUCCAAACAAGCUCAAUAAACUAGAAAUGAAAGACACAACAGACACGGCUUCCACUACCUCAUUUGUUGACCACGUGUCUGGCUGCGACCUGAUGAUAAUCUCACUGCCUUAUCUGACAAUCCUAUCAGCAGGUGGAAUAGAACGACGACACAAGUUUGCUAUAAUGAAUUUGUUAAUAUUUUUAACUGUUUUAAUUCCAACAUGCUAUAGUGCAUCAUUGAGCAUGUUCAAUACAAAUGGCACAGCAAGUUUCGAUCCUAAUAAGAUGGCAGCUGGCAAGUUUAGUCCAAACUCUGGAGCUGGAACAUUUGACCCAAAUAAAUUAGGAGCUGGAUCCUUCAAACCAAGUAGUCUUGGAGCUGGAAGUUUUAAUCCGAACAGUGUCCCAUCCGGGAGUUUCAAUCCAAACUCUAUGGGUGCAGGAUCAUUCUCUCCAAAUAGUAUGGGAUCAGGCACAUUCGAUCCGAACAAGGCUCCAUCUGCAAACUUUGAUCCAAAUAGCUUUGGAAAGAAAUAAAAGCAUUUAAAAUGUAC
Molecule: messenger RNA, 1103 nt
Organism: Mytilus trossulus (common blue mussel)
Lineage: Eukaryota; Metazoa; Mollusca; Bivalvia; Mytilida; Mytilidae
Product: putative per-hexamer repeat protein 5
Exons: 5
Coding region: 106-1086 (326 amino acids)
Source: RefSeq, a predicted model, not a curated record